AUGGCUGCAAAGAUGCCAUUUGUGGAAGAGGCAUCUCAGCGCAACUACAAGUUUGCCAAGGAUUCUGAAGUGAAGAACAAGAAGAGUCUCAGAUGCAACUUCAAUCCAGGUCCUACUGCUCCUAGGGCUGAUGGCACACGUGAUGCCAAUCCCAAUGUCAUCGGCCCCUUCGACAACUUUGAUGGUUUCCUCUCGUAUAUCGCCGCUCAAAGGGCCACUGUGGAUCAAUCUGCGGAUGAUGCUGAUUCUGAUGAAGCGCCUGCUCCACCCAAGCCACAGAAGCAGAAGAAAACUAAGGCUUCAAGGCCUGGUGCUGCACCAAGCGCUUCGCGUGUGAAGCCAUUGGCAACUGAUCCUCCUGCAUCCAGUAUGCAAUCUGAAGAUCUUUCUCGUGUCUCCAAGAAGACAGAGAAGCCCAAGAAGAUGCCCAUCCAUAGUCCUGGGCAAGCACUGACUCCAGCUGCCGUUCUGAGGAACGACAAUGAAGCCAUUGAUCUGUCAACCAUUGCUCAUGAGCUGGCUCUGGCUCAGAAGAUUGUCGAACAGAAGAACAAAAUCGACUAUGAGAAGGCUCAGUUCAAAAAGCACAUGGCCAAGCUCAGCGUGACUGAUGUUCAGAACUUCAAGCAGAUGCUGCAUGACCUCAAGGAAGAGUUUCACAAGAAACGCAAAGAAGCAAAAGGUUCAAGAGAACGGAUGAAACUCUCCGCCCAGAAAUGUGUUCAAGUUCAUAAUGAAGCUGAAAAGUGCAAGGCACUUGGGCGUCCAGGCAUCGACCCCAAGUUGGAUGCCAAGAAGAAGCCUACCGUGGCCCAAGCUGAAGCAUCAGGGCGGGAAGCACCUAGCAUUGUCUUCCCUGCCAGCAUAAUAGGCACGAAGCCUAAGGCCCCCAGAGCUGCUUCCGAACUGAAGAAGACAAGGGCAGAUGAGGCCGAAGCCAGAAAGCGCAAGAACAAGAACGCCACUGAUGAUGCACCACAGACCAAGAAACGGAAGACAAAGUCUUCAAAGAAAGAUCGGGCUACUCCCAUAGAGCCCCUUGUUCUCGAGCCCAUAUCUGUUGCUCGCCCUGCAUCCGAACACCAAGAGCGUCAGAUUGUGAUCCACGAGCCUGCUUUCACAGAGGCUCCUGAAGCUGAAGUUCUAGCUAUUGACCCCACCACAGCUGAAGACAUUGCUAAUGUGGCGCCUGAAGUGAAUGCUGUGCCAGAAGCCAAUGUUGCACCUGAAGUCACCAUAGCACCUGAAACCAUUGUGCAGCUUGAAGCCCAUGUCAAUGCCGAUGCUCCUGUACCACCUCCAAGACCUCACACUGUUGAGCUGGCAUUUGAUCGCGGCCAACCUGUCAUGACUGCGAAGCCAUUGCUGGCCUGCCCUGUUUGGAAGAAGCCCUUGACUGCUUCAGAGAUGCUGGCCUUCUACAUUUUGUGA
Molecule: messenger RNA, 1431 nt
Organism: Aegilops tauschii subsp. strangulata
Lineage: Eukaryota; Viridiplantae; Streptophyta; Magnoliopsida; Poales; Poaceae
Source: RefSeq, a predicted model, not a curated record